This is a messenger RNA of Radiomyces spectabilis, 738 nucleotides long. RefSeq lists its product as uncharacterized. The record is from RefSeq and is a predicted model, not a curated record. NCBI's taxonomy places the organism in Eukaryota, Fungi, Mucoromycota, Mucoromycetes, Mucorales, Radiomycetaceae. The transcript is spliced from 3 exons. Bases 84 to 575 code for a protein of 163 amino acids.
CUGGAAUAUAAUAAAAAAAAAGUCAUCCAACUGACAUCUGUUUUUCUCGUUGCAACCUGAUUACAGUUCAUUAUCCAUUCGCCAUGGCCACAGCCGUUGUUUCACGCUAUGCAGCCAGAGCCACUAUUCGGACUGUGCCUACGAUCAGCCACAGCGCACCACGACAGAUGCUGGGCGCUGUAAAGCAUCAGCAUGUCCCAUUUAUGCUUAAUGCGUCCAGAUCGAUCUCUAUGAGCUGGUAUCGGGGCGCGGCUGUCAGUCCCGAGAAGCAGCAAGUGGUGACUGAGAAAUCCAACCCUGCAACAUCUCAGGCACCACCGGCAUCCGAAACUUCAUCGACCGUGGUCACACCACCCAAUAACGAACCCACUUCUCGCCUUGGCAAACUGUAUAAGCAGUCCAAAGAGCUUGUUAUCUUUUACAAGAACGGUAUCCAGUUGUUGUGGAACAAUAACAAAACCGCCAAAGCUUUGAAACGCAAAGUUGCAGAGGAAGGCUAUGUUUUGGAUCGAAAUCAGUUCCAGCUGGUAACUAUCAUGAUACCCUGUCAAGUAUGCGUGCUUUUGUUUUAUUAAUCCUUGUGAUAUGGCUCAGAUCCAUCAUUCCCGCAAGGACAUGAUCAAAUUGAUUCCGUUUGGUAUCAUUUUUUGUAUCCUUCCAGAGUCGGUAUGUUGCAUGAUUUAUUUCGAUGGGUUCGAAUUGGAAUACAGGUGAAUUGAAUACGUAAUAGAUUCCAUU